AUGGCAACUCCCGUGGAUGCCAAGCUGCUCAAGCAGACUAAGUUUCCCCCGGAAUUCAACCAGAAGGUAGACAUGAAGAAGCUCCACAUUGAGGUCAUGAAGAAGUGGAUUUCCGAGCGAAUCUCAGAGAUCUUGGGUCAUGAGGAUGACAUCGUCGUUGAGCUUUGUUUCAACCUACUGGAGGGAUCACAAUACCCCGAUAUCAAGUCCCUCCAAAUCCAACUCACUGGAUUCCUCGACAAAGACACCCCCGCGUUCUGCAAAGAACUCUGGGCACUUUGUCUCGAUGGCCAAGCAAAUCCCCAGGGCAUCCCCAAAAAAUUGUUGGAGGAAAAGAAAGAGGCCCUUAAAAAGGAGCAAAAGAGCGAAAGCGAGACGAGGAAAUGGAAGAACUGCGACGUCGAGAGCGUGCAAAUCGUCCUACGCCCGGCCGCCAUCGCGACUUCGGUCGACGAGAGCCGCGAUCUCCGCCCCGAUACCGAGAUCGAAGCAGAGACCGAUAUCGUGAGCCCCCAUCUCGUCGUGAGUACGAUCGUUACGCGCCAUCCGGCAAUGACAGAGGUCGCAGACCAGCCCGCUCCUCCGAUUCUCGCUCCCCUCCUCCCCGACACUCUUCUCGGUCCCCUUCGCCGCCGCCUCGCCGCCGCCGCCGAAGCUACAGCAGAUCUAGAUCGCCGCAUCGCCGAGAUCGCAAGGAAAGAGGACGGCGCAGCCCGCACUACGGUGAUCGAUACAGUUUGA
Molecule: messenger RNA, 741 nt
Organism: Penicillium argentinense
Lineage: Eukaryota; Fungi; Ascomycota; Eurotiomycetes; Eurotiales; Aspergillaceae
Product: PWI domain-containing protein
Exons: 4
Coding region: 1-741 (246 amino acids)
Biological process (GO): regulation of mRNA splicing, via spliceosome; mRNA processing
Cellular component (GO): spliceosomal complex
Molecular function (GO): RNA binding
Source: RefSeq, a predicted model, not a curated record